AUGGUUGUCAAUGCUUCUGGUUUCUCCAACUUGAACAUAGAGACACUGACAGGAGGUAAUUUCAAGAAAUGGGAAGACGACCUCAAGAUUGUGCUAGGACUGAUGGACUAUGACAUAGUCUUACGAGAGGAGGAACCUGCUCCAAUAACUGAAGCAAGCACCGAUGAGCAAAAGAAGAAGUUCAAAAAAUGGGAAAAGGUCAACAGAAUGGCCCUACUCAUAAUGAAGAAAUCUGUGGCAGAAUCUGUGCGAGGGGCUAUUCCUAGCGGAGACAAAGCCAAGGCCUUUCUUGAAGCAGUGAGAGAGAAAUUCAAGGAGUCUAAGAAAGCUGAAGCUACUAACCUGAUGCACGCUUUCAGCAACUUGAAAUAUGAUGAACGCAAAGGUGUGAGGGUACACAUUCUGAAACUCAUUGAAAUAGCAAGCAAACUGAAUGGUUUGGCUGUUCCAGUGCCAGAGCCUCUCCUUGUCUAUCAAGCACUCCACUCACUACCACCUAAGUUUGCAUAA
Molecule: messenger RNA, 510 nt
Organism: Rosa chinensis
Lineage: Eukaryota; Viridiplantae; Streptophyta; Magnoliopsida; Rosales; Rosaceae
Exons: 2
Coding region: 1-510 (169 amino acids)
Source: RefSeq, a predicted model, not a curated record